Messenger RNA from Tricharina praecox, 1715 nucleotides. Its product is annotated as nucleoside hydrolase. The transcript has 5 exons. Gene Ontology annotation, cellular component: cytosol. Bases 268 to 1530 code for a protein of 420 amino acids. Gene Ontology annotation, molecular function: purine nucleosidase activity. The record is from RefSeq and is a predicted model, not a curated record. NCBI's taxonomy places the organism in Eukaryota, Fungi, Ascomycota, Pezizomycetes, Pezizales, Pyronemataceae. Gene Ontology annotation, biological process: purine nucleoside catabolic process.
GGGGGUGAUCGGAUUGCUGGUGGCCGACAUUGUGGUUAAUGGUUGAUGAUGAAGGUGGUGCAGUGGUUGCACUUUGGAUGUCGGUAUGACGUCUCGUUGCGGCUCAAGGCGAUAGUUAGAGCACUCUGAAGCGGGGGUUUAGAACUGGUUAGAGCAUGUACUGUAUGAAUGACGUACCAAGCUCAAUGAGCUCGGCCCUCACCAUGAGACGUGAUCGUCGCCUUUCGUGUCUCAUUCACCAUCACACGAAGUUACUCCAUCAUCCCAAUGGCACCUAAAAAGAUCAUUAUCGAUACCGAUCCUGGCGUUGACGACAUCCUAGCUCUCCUCCUCGCUCUCUCCGCAUCUGCCGAAGAAGUAGAGGUCCUACUGAUAUCCCUCUGCUUCGGCAAUAUCGACGUUGAAUGCUGUUUACGCAACACGGUCUCGCUCUUCCAUGUUCUCGAGCUCGAGCGGACCUGGCGUAUCGAGAAUGAUCUUCCACUUGGCUUCGAGGCACUCAGGAAUUUCAAACCUGUUGUUUCCGUCGGCGCAGAUCUCCCGAUCGAGGGGGCUUCGAUGCAGUAUGAUUACUUUCAUGGAAAGGACGGACUUCAGGGAGUCCAUGAAAACGCACCCCACUUCACUCCAACAGAAAUGUGGAAACAUCUCUUCGGACCUGGCGAUGAAACGGACGUUUCGAAAGUGGCCCGCCUGCCGCCGAACUUCAAACCUUCCACGAACCUGAGCCAUCUAGAAAUCCUGAGAACUCUCGAAAGCCACCCACCCGACACCAUCACCAUCAUCGCUGUAGGCCCACUGAGCAACCUAGCGCUGGCCGCAAAUACAGACCCGGAGACCUUUCUUCGCGCGAAGGAAAUAGUGGUUAUGGGUGGUGCCAUCAACGUGCCAGGCAACAUCACUCCAGUGGCAGAGUUCAAUCAAUACGCGUGCUCUUACUCUGCAGCGAGAAUCUAUGCCCUUACCUCACCGAGUCCAAAGUCUACCAUGCCCUCGUGCAGGGACCUGAAGGCGUACCCGGAAAACCUGUCGAAACAGCUGAAACUCACUGCGUUCCCGCUGGAUGUUACGACUGUUCAUUCGCUUUCCCUCGAUACUUUCAAUACGGUUACAAAGUCACUCUCAGAGCGUGGGUCGCCGCUGGCCCAAUGGAUGCACCAUUUCCUUAGGCCCACCUUCGACCACUUGAAAACCCUCUACACUGAAAAGGACGUCGGCCUCUCCCUUCACGAUCCACUGUGUGUAUGGUACCUCUUAACCAACGGCGAAGGCUGGGUCAUCGAUGAGUCGGUCGAUGUGAGGGUCGAAACGGAGGGAAAGUGGACGAGGGGCAUGUCGGUGGUUGAUAGGAGGAAGAAGGUGAUUGAAGCGAACCUAUUGAGUCCGAUCAAGAUACAUGAUCGCGGCGUGUGGUUGCAUAGGGGCCAUGGGAAUAGGGUCAGGCUGGCUUUGGAUAGUGAGUACAAGACCUCGUUUGGGGAGACGAUGUUGAGGAGGAUCUUUGCGUUUGAGGGGAAGCUGGAUUUGUAGAUGAAGUUGAUCCUUCGAUGUAAAUCCACGGAUGACGAAUCUCUUUUAUAUAUCUAUAACCUCGCGACACCUCGGAGUAUGGAAUUGCGUGCCAACCAGAUCGGUGCACGGGCCGGUUGUGGAUCCAAGCGCGCAAAUUUAGCGUCACUCCCGAACCGAACGAUAGUGAUUCAGCAUCCCACCCC